Chiloscyllium plagiosum (whitespotted bambooshark) is the source of this 3629-nucleotide messenger RNA. The record is from RefSeq and is a predicted model, not a curated record. NCBI's taxonomy places the organism in Eukaryota, Metazoa, Chordata, Chondrichthyes, Orectolobiformes, Hemiscylliidae.
ACAAUAUUUUGCCCUGUGUGUAUUUGCAUACGUAUAUGUGUGCAGGGUGGGCUGAGGUUCCUUUAAGAGUCGGAGCUGUGGCCGCCUGCUCCAGUACAGCCUAGGGACUGGGACAAGUGCACAGCUAAGCCAUGGCGGACAACAUCAAAACAGGAGUCUUCGCUAAAAACGUUCAGAAACGCCUGAACAGGGCCCAGGAAAAGGUACUUCAAAAGCUUGGUAAAGCAGAUGAAACGAGAGAUGAACAAUUUGAAGGAUUUGUGCAAAAUUUCAAAAAGCAGGAGGCAGAAGGCAGUAGAUUACAGAGGGAACUACGGGGCUAUCUCACUGCAGUGAAAGGGAUGCAGGAAGCCUCCACGAAGCUAACAGAGUCACUACAUGAGGUCUAUGAGCCUGAAUGGUACGGCAGGGAUGAUAUUAAAGCUGUGGGACAGAAUUGUGAUUUGCUGUGGGCAGACUUCCACCAAAAACUGGUGGAUCAAGCUUUGUUAACCCUGGACACAUACCUGGGCCAAUUUCCUGAUAUUAAGACUCGAAUUGCAAAACGCAGCAGAAAGCUCGUUGACUAUGACUGUGCACGACAUCACUUAGAAUCUUUGCAACAUUCAAAACGAAGAGACGAUAGUAAGCUUACCAAGGCAGAAGAGGAGUUUCAGAAAGCUCAGAAAGUGUUUGAGGAACUAAAUACUGAUCUGCAGGAUGAGUUACCAGCAUUGUGGUCAAGCCGGGUUGGUUUCUAUGUCAGCACCUUCAGAAACAUCAGCUGUAUAGAGUCAAAAUUUCACAAGGAGAUUGCAGUGCUCUGUCACAAACUCUAUGAAAUUAUGAGUAAACUCGGAGAGCAGCAUGCUGAUAAAGCAUUUAGUAUCCAAGGUGCACCCAGGAGAUGGAGUGACUCGGGCCCAUUGAGAAUUUCCAAGACCCCAACGCCACCGGAAGAACCAUCUCCACCCAGUAGCCCAGUGACCAGUCCUAACCAUAGUUUAGCACCUUUAGCACCAUCACCAGCUCAUACUCCGACUCGUCCCAAGUCACCAUCUCAGCUGAGGAAAGGCCCUCCAGUUCCACCACCUCCGAAACUCACCCCAACAAAGGAGCUGCACCAGGAAAAUAUCAUCAACUUCUUUGAGGACAACUUUGUUCCUGAGAUCAGUGUCACCAGUCCAUCACAGGCCUUGACAUGCUGUGGAUCCUUCUUUGCUGUACCAGAAUUAUCUCAACAGCCAGAACAACCUGUUGCUCAACCAGUCGAAUCAUUACUUGACUUGGACUUUGAUCCUUUCAAACCAGACCAGUCCACUCCAAUUACAAGAAGUCAGUCACCGCUUGGUCAAACCCUGCCUUGGGAUCUGUGGGAGGCAAGUGCGGAACUGGUUCAACCUCCCGACUCUUCACAAAGUCUCUUCUGUCUCUGUAAUCCGGCUGCGGAGGACAGCACAGAUGCUGGUGCACCAAGCGAUGGUACUGCAGCAGUUUCUGAAGUAGCGGCCAACCAGAACUGUACACCACAGUGGGGCUUAACCAACACUGGCCCACUCGCUAGCAGUGAGGAAGGAGCUCUAGAUGAUACUCCAGAAGAAGCGCAGCCAUUUUCUCAGGAACGGGAAACUGCAGGAAGCUGUACAGUCCGAUCAGCUGAUAGCAUUGUGUACCCUGUGUAUCAGGCUGAGGAAGAGGAACAGAGUUCAGUCAAUGCAGAAAAUUGGCAAGAGAAUCCAUUAGACAAACAGAUGCCCAGUGCUGCUUUUAAUGGAUUCACACAGUUGGAUGUUAACAUCACUGAGGGAGCCACGGAGUUGUCAAAUCAAAGUGUGUUUGAUACAGUGAUCAAUGCAGAAUCCACUCUUGGUGAGGAGCCCAAGGCCCCAGCAGCAGGUACAGAGCCACCCCAGGAUGCUCUCUCUGCUGUGCCCAGUGUGGCAGCUGCAGAGGAGGUUGUGGAAAUUAAGGAGCCUGAGGUGCAGGAGCCAGCUGUUAGUGCUGAGACUGACAGCACUGAGGAGAUUAAGGAGCCUGAGGUGCAGGAGCCAGUCAUAGGUGCUGAGACUGAAAGCACUGAGAACGUGACACCUGAGGCAGAGACGGAACAAGGCCAGGCAACGUCUGAUGACUUAGAGCCUUCACAGGUUUCAGUUCCUUCGGUAGUUGUUCAGCCUGCAUCCAACCAUGAAGGUGAAGAUGAUCCAGACCAAGCAGAGGAUGAAACUCAAGAUGUGCAAGCAGAGGAGGAGGAGAAGGCAGUCACAGACAUGAACACAUCUGCAACAGCCAGUGCACCAGAACAGGUUGAAGAAAUGAGCUCAGAUAGCAUCGGGAUAGAUGACAGUGCAGAAACCACCAGUGUCCCUCAGCAACAGAGUGCAGCUGAAGAUGAAGUUUCUGUCUCACAGAGCAUGCCUCCAGGGUUCAUGUACAAGGUUCGAGCGCUCCAUACCUUUGAAGCUGCUAAUGCAGAUGAACUUAGUUUGCAGCGUGGGGAUAUUGUGUUGGUGGUUCCAUCUGAAUUAAUAGAAGAUCAGGAUGCUGGAUGGCUCACAGGCAUAAAGGAGUCCAAUUGGUUACAGGACGGUGCUGCCAAUGCCUUGAAAGGUUUGUUUCCCAAGAACUUCACUCAGCAACUGGAGUAGACUUCAGCCGUGGUCUAUCUGUGUGGAAGUUAACAGAAAAGCAGGACUUUGUUCUGCAAACCACAUGGUCUCCCACAACACAGUUGUGUCCUUAGAAUCUUCAAAGGGUAAUAUCGGAGUUGGAAAGCUAAUAGGGGAGGUCAAAAGCACUUGGUAAACACAAUGAAGAGAGGAAAUGUAUAUAGGAUUAAAUUAGCUGGAAGCAUGGCAUUGACCUCAAUAUAACUAUUUUGAACCAACUACACAAAUUAAUAUGUAUUUGCUUAUCAAAGUGCAACUCCAUGUUUAUUUGUAUUCUCCUGGAGUUCAUGUUGAUUCUUGAAUGAACCCCUAUCAGUAUAAUGCUAGUGUAAUCCUCCAGAUAACAAAUUUAUGCUUUGCACCAUGCACUAUAUAAGUUUGUUGUCAUGCACCAUAGUUCAGUAGUUUGUCAAAUAGUUAAAUAAUCUAUGUAUACUUACCAAUCUUUAAUACGUUUACUAUAAUUUGUUUUCAUUCCUAUACAUAGGGUUGAAGAGCUGUCUUUUCAGUAAUACAGUGUACGUAACCCUACUUUACGUAUUUCUUCACCCUAUAUUUCACAGCAAUUCCAGUUGGCUGUUUUUGAACAAAUAUUGUUGCUUUAUUGCCAAAACAAAUCUAAAAAACUUGUGUUUGUAACGUAUUGUGCAUUAAGAUUGUAAAAUCCAGAAUCAGAAGGAACAAGACUCCUCCACCUACUGGUUGGAGGAUGCUUUUCCACUCUUCCAUAUAAUCAACACAGAUGUCCGCAGGUCCUUUAAAGGUGAAAUAAAAUGGUAUAUCAGUUAUUUAAAACCACAGGCUUUAUUUAUCCUUGCAGCAACAGAUUGGCAUGUUUUAUUCUGGUUAAGUGAAACAUGCAACAAAAUAAAUUCAACAUUUACAAUAGACGUUGUAACUGUAUCAAUGUGUGGUUCUGUGAUCAUUGUUAUUUAUUUCACUGCUCGUGCAGGAAUAAAGAAAAAGCAAAGCAGUGCUGCA